GCCUCCUCGCGCUCCGGCCGCUCGCGCUCGUCCAGCCCGGGCGGGUCCAGAGGAGGUGCACGCGACGAUUCCGCUCCAUCGGGUUCGAAACCGACCACCAGGGAUUCUGCUCGCCCUGACUCUCGUGGCAGACCAGCGGCGCAGCCUGUUCAGCCAGAGGGCGCAGCCGAGAAGGAUUCUGCUCGCCCUGACUCUCGUGGCAGACCAGCGGCGCAGCCUGUUCAACCAGAGGGCGCAGCCGAGAAGGAUUCUGCUCGCCCUGACUCUCGUGGCAGACCAGCGGCGCAGCCUGUUCAGCCAGAGGGCGCAGCCGAGAAGGACGAGGAGGAGGAGGAGUUCGAGGACGACUUCGACGAGGCGUCCGAGCAGGAGGCGUCCGAUCAGGAGCACAGCUUCGAGGAGGACGAGUCUGCCUCUGAGAGCUCCGCGAGCUGA
Molecule: messenger RNA, 435 nt
Organism: Prorocentrum cordatum
Lineage: Eukaryota; Dinophyceae; Prorocentrales; Prorocentraceae
Source: the annotation of a GenBank genome assembly